This is a messenger RNA of Nymphaea colorata (pocket water lily), 2007 nucleotides long. RefSeq names its product flavonol 3-O-glucosyltransferase UGT89B1-like. The transcript is spliced from 2 exons. The record is from RefSeq and is a predicted model, not a curated record. Gene Ontology annotation, molecular function: UDP-glycosyltransferase activity. The coding region runs from base 209 to 1690 and encodes 493 amino acids. NCBI's taxonomy places the organism in Eukaryota, Viridiplantae, Streptophyta, Magnoliopsida, Nymphaeales, Nymphaeaceae.
UUUUUCCUUUCUUUCUGUCUUUCUUUUUCUUCCGUCCAAACAAAGGGUUAAUUACGGUUAGGUCAUGUGAUCGACUGAUCGUCAGUCACCGUAUUGGUCAUCUGAUCGUCAGCCACCGUAGUGGAGGAGAAAAGAAAGUCCUUUAAAUGUCAAUACCCCUUUCCCAGGUCGUCUGAGAGAGAGAGAAGAAAGGUCUCCGACGAACGCCAUGGCGAGGACUCCCCAUGUUCUGGUGGUGCCGUACCCAGCGCAGGGCCACAUGAUCCCCCUCUUCGAGUUCGCCCACCUGCUAUCCACCCAUGCCAUCUCCAUCACCGUCGUCGUCACACCAAAGAACCUCCGCUUUCUUCAGCCCUUCCUCUCCGACGACGACUCCCUCCCUCUCCGCCCACUCGUCCUCCCCUUCCCUUCCUCCCCCGACAUCCCGCCCGGCAUCGAGAACUCCCAAGACCUCCCCAAGGGCUCCUUCCUCUCCGUCAUGCGCGCCUUCCCGGCAUUAUCCGACCCCCUCCUCCAGUGGGCUCGAGCCCAACCCCACCCACCGACCGCCAUCAUCUCGGACAUGUUCCUCGGUUGGACCCUCGACUUGGCUCGCUCCCUCGGCAUCCCCCGCCUCGUUUUCUACACCUCAGGCUCCUUCGCCGUCUCCGUUGUCCACUCGCUCUGGCUCAACGUGCCGGAUAGACCGGCCGACCACGCCACCGACGAGCUUUUCCCGGUACCCGUGCCCGACGUGCCCGGGUCGCCGGUCUUCCCGUGGUACCAACUCUCUCCGAUAUAUCGGGUAUACAAGGAAUCGCCAGCCGGCUCGCUGGAGUGGCUGAGGAAGAUCUUUCUCGCCAACGUCGCCAGCUGGGGCGGCGUGUUCAACACGUUUCGGAAGAUCGAGGGGGCGUACCUCGACCAUCUGAGCUAUAGGCCGGACGGCGGCUGGAAGACGUGGGCGGUAGGCCCGCUGGUGCCCCACUGGGAAGAGAACAGAGUGGCGGAGAGGGGCGGUUGCUCGGAGACGUCCGUCCGGGAUGUGGUGGCGUGGCUGGACGGUCGAGACGAGGCCUCCGUCGCAUACGUGUGCUUCGGCAGCCAGGCGGAGCUGUCGGACGAGCAGGUGGCGGCGCUGAGCGCCGCGCUGGAGACCAGCGGCGUGGCAUUCCUCUGGUGCGUGAAGCAGAAGAAACACGGUGGCCCCAGUCAAGUGCCAGAAGGGUUCGAGGAAAGGGUGAAGGAGCGAGGUAUGGUCUUGAGGGGCUGGGCGCCACAGGUCUUGAUCCUGAACCAUAGGUCAGUCGGGUGCUUCCUGACACAUUGUGGCUGGAACUCGACGCUUGAAGGGCUAGCCGCGGGCGUGCCUCUGUUGACCUGGCCCUUGUACGCGGACCAGUACAUGAACGAGGUCCUAAUCGUUGACCAACUUCUCACCGGGGAGCGCGCACUCCACGGGACGAACCCGGUGCCGGACCCAACUCAUGUGGCCCAAGCAUUGGUCCGGUUGACACGAAGAGAUUGCGAAGUCCGGGCGCGGUCGCAGGCGAUCAAGGAAUCGGCUCACCUCGCUGUGAAGGGUGGUGGAAGCUCAUAUAAGGACUUGGUUAUGUUGGUGGAAGAGCUGCACCAAAUGGCUCCGUUGAAUAAUAGCGAAGGAGAAAAUGGGGGAUGCACCCAUACUAUGGAAGGAUCCGAUCCAAUUUAGUUUGGCUGGCUUUUGUUUCUUUCCGAUCCUAGCCAAAUAAAAGACAAGGUUAUCUUGUUUCCUAGGAGCUUCUUAUUGGAUACAAUCGUACUUUCUUAGGCCUAUGUUUUUUGCUUUUGUUUUCUUUGAAGGGGUUGGCGAUACAGUAGAGUAUAGCAGGGUUGGUAGGCAGUUAAUUCUUAUUUUGAGCCCCAAUUCCUAUUUUGAACCCUUUGAGUGUCGACUUCUUUGUGCUGGUGCGACAUCGAGAGUAGGCCAUGUAGGAAUAUCAUGAUGGAUUACUUCUCCAGACAUAGAUCUGGUUUGAGUAUAUGUUA